AUGGGAGACUUCAAUGCAAAACUAGGCACAAGAGAGAACGGUGAGCUGAAAGUAGGGAAAUUUGGAAUAGGGCAACGGAACCCAAGGGGCCAGCAGCUGGCCGACUUCAUGGAGAAAGAGGGACUCUUUAUGAUGAACUCUUUCUUCCAGAAGCGGCCCCACAGGAAGUGGACCUGGUCGAGCCCCGACGGUUCGACAAAAAAUGAGAUUGACUUCAUUAUGACGACCAGACGACAACUGUUCAGUGAUGUCUCCGUGAUCGCGAGGGUGAAAACUGGUAGCGAUCACCGAAUGGUUAGAGGCACACUGAACCUAAACGUUAAGUUGGAGAGGUCUCGUCUAAUGAAGUCAACGCUCCGUCUCCCUCGUGCUCUGUUCCAAAGUCCCGAAACCUUUCAGCUCGAGUUACAAAACCGUUUUCAGUGCCUAGAAGACUGCAAUGAAGUGGACGAUAUGAAUGACAAGCUCGUGGAAACUGUCCAUGCGGUCGGAGCUAAGUUCUGCAAGACCCGCCGCAGAAGAACACAAAAUCUCUCCGAUCACACUCUUAAUCUCAUGGCUGUUAGACGGGAGAUAAAGCUACAUUCUUCAACAGACUUGACAGCAUACAGGCAUCUGAACAGACAGAUCUCCAAAUGCAUGCGGCGGGACUUACGCAACUUCAAUACAGCUCGUAUUGAAGAAGCGAUCGAGCGGAACCAAGGCUCCAAAGUCUUUGCCAGAGAUCUGUCUGCCAGAAAGAGCCACCUGUCAAAGCUGAAGACAGAAUGUGGCAGCAUCGUUUCCGGGACACCUGAGAUUUUGAGUGAGAUUGAGAGGUUCUAUGGGCAGCUGUACACGUCAUCGUUGGAGCCACACGCAAGUGUGAUUAACGAUCCAAGAGCGAGUCUCAUCCGACACUAUUCCGAAGAUAUCCCGGACGUCAGUCUGAGCGAGAUUAGAAUGGCUCUCCAGCACCUUAAAAACGGUAAGGCCCCAGGCGAGGAUGGAAUUACAGCGGAGCUUCUGAAAGCGGGUGGAAGACCGGUACUUGAAGUCCUUCAGAAGCUCUUUAAUUCCGUCCUCCAUGGUGGCAUUACACCGGAGGCGUGGAGCAGAAGUGCGGUGGUCUUACCUGUGCAUAAGAAAGGAAAACGUGAUGACUACUUAAAUUAUCGCCCAAUUACAUUACUUUCGUUAAUUGAUAAAAUUGUGGAAAAAUUCAUAGGCGAGCAAAUACAUAUAUUUUAUAGGAAUAAUACUGUAAUAAGUCCGUAUCGGUUUGGUUUCCGAUCAGGAAAAAGUACAACUGCUCUUUUAUCAAAAUUCACUGAUGAAGUCAACAGUUACCUUAAUGUAAAAAAAGAGGUGCUAGCCCUACUUAUUGACUUCUCGCGUGUUUUUGACACAAUGUUAUAUAAGCAGCUUGUGGACAGUUUAAACAAAUGUGACGUACGUAGUCCAUUGCUUAAUUGGUGCCAUAAUCACCUGAAGAACCGAAAAUCUUUUGUGAAUAUUGAAAACAACUACAGCGAGCAGAUGUUGAUGACGGAGGGUACGGCACAAGGUUCGGUACUAGGACCAUUGCAUUUUUUGUUCCACGUCAACGAUAUGCUGCAUCGUCAAUUGCACGUGCUACCAGUUUACAGAUGA
Parnassius mnemosyne (clouded apollo) is the source of this 1632-nucleotide messenger RNA. NCBI's taxonomy places the organism in Eukaryota, Metazoa, Arthropoda, Insecta, Lepidoptera, Papilionidae. The record is from the annotation of a GenBank genome assembly.